This is a messenger RNA of Rhea pennata, 6003 nucleotides long. RefSeq names its product envoplakin (gene EVPL). The coding region runs from base 16 to 5997 and encodes 1993 amino acids. The transcript has 21 exons. Gene Ontology annotation, cellular component: cytoskeleton; cytoplasm; membrane. The record is from RefSeq and is a predicted model, not a curated record. NCBI's taxonomy places the organism in Eukaryota, Metazoa, Chordata, Aves, Rheiformes, Rheidae. Gene Ontology annotation, molecular function: structural molecule activity; cadherin binding. Gene Ontology annotation, biological process: wound healing; intermediate filament cytoskeleton organization.
GUGCUCAUAUCCCGUAUGCAGGCAAAUGCCGAUCAGGUGGAGAAGGACAUCCUGGAAACACAGUCCAAACUCAAGCAGGAUGCUAGCAAUUACAAGAAGAAUAAGGCCUUUGAGUUCCAGCAAGAGAACGCCAAGAACCUAAAGGAGGCUGAGACCCUGCUGAAAGACCUCUUUUUGGAUGUGGACCGUGCCAAGAGGCUGAAACACCCCCAGGCUAUUGAAAUAGAGAAAGACAUUCAGCAGCUCCAUGACCGUGUGACACAGCAGUGUGCAGAGUACCGGAACCUCUAUGAAAACCUGAAUAUCCCUGAUGUGGGGCCUAGAGUAGACUGGGCCAGGAUCCUGGACCAGAAGAUGAAAGAAAUCAACACAGGACAGUAUGGCCCCAGCAUGCCAGAGCUGGAAAAGCAAAUAGCUGAGCACAACAUCCUCCAGAAGGAGAUUGAAGCCUAUGGCCUGCAGAUCAAGAACCUCCGCUCUGGGGAUGUGGCAGAUUUGAAGAGCCAGUACAAGGACUUGCUGAAAGCCUCCAUCUGGCGAGGGCAGAGCCUGGGCAGCCUGUACCAGCACCUCCAAGGCUGCACCAAGGAACUGAGCUACCUCACAGACCAGCAGAACAAGAUCCUGAAGCAGGACUGGAGCGACCAAAUGAUGGAUGCCCAGACGGUGCGUCGGGAGUACGAGGAGUUCAAAUCCACUGAACUGCUUAGCCAGGAGGAGUUUGUGAACAGUCUGCAGGAUGAUGGUGACAGGAUGAUUGAACUAAAGCACCCAGCUGUCAAGCCAAUUCAGGCUCACCAGGAAGCCUUGAAGAAUGAGUGGCAGAACUUCCUGAAUCUCUGCAUUUGCCAGGAGAAUCACCUGAAAAGUGUGGAGAGCUAUAAGAAGUUCCAGGAUGAUGCUGAAGCUGUGAGCUGCUCCCUGAAGAAGAUGAACUCUGACUUGGACACCAAAUACAGCAAGUUUGACAAAGACAGCCCUGGGGUGGUGUCAGAUCUGCUGCUUCAGCUGGAGAAUGAGGAAAAGGUGGUGAAGCAGGCGGAGAAGAGCAUCACUGACCUGAAGAGAAGGAGCAAAGAGAUCAGCCCACUGAAACUGCGCAGGAUGAGUCCCUCCCAGCCCCUCACCUUGGAUACCCUGUGUGACUGGGAUGCUGGAGAUGUGCAGCUGGCCAGGGGCGACAAGUACUCUCUGAAGGAUAACAGCAACCAGGAGAUGUGGGUGGUGCAGAACAGCACUGGUGUGGUCCAGGAGGUACCUGCUGCUUGCUUCUCCAUCCCUCCACCAGACCCUGAGUCCAUGGACAAGGUCAAUAGGCUGGAAGGGGAAUUGAACACCGUGAAGCAGAAGCGAGCGGCAGUUCAGCACACCCUGAAGCACAGCCACAAGGAGCCGGUUCAACCCAGCCAGCAGGCUCUACCUAGAAGCACCCCCAUAGCCCAGGAUGACCCCCAAGCUGACCAGCUUCUCAACAGCCUGGAGAGUGUUGGCAAGGACCUGGUCCAGGUAGAGAAGGAGGUCUUGAACCGAGUGAGGUCUCCAGUGAACUACAAUGAUCCCACAGAUGACCUUGCCAAGAGGAUCAAACACCAGCAGGAAACAACAAAGAAACUUGAGAACUUGGGGGCUACCAAGGAUGCCUUGCAGAAGGAAUGUGAGACCUACCUUUCCAAGAAACCCACGAGCACCUCAGCCUCCCAGCUUCCUGUCACGCUGAAUGCCCUCAGGAACAAAUACAAUGAUGUCAAGGUGCUCUCCAGUCUGUACAGUGAGAAGGCCAAGGCUGCUCUGAACCUGGAGACUCAGAUUGAGAACACAGACAAGAUCAUCAGCACAUUUGAGGCCAAGCUGGCUCAGGAUAGCAUCAUUCCUGCCUCCCCCAAUGCCUUGCAGGAUCGAGCCAAUGAUCUGCAGAAGAUGAAGCGGGACCUGGUGGCCCAAGAAGACUUUGUGCUGAAGCUGAACCGGGGUCUCAAGGAUGCUGAGCAUAGCUGCAGCGCUGUGCAGAACAACUUCCAGGAGUAUUGCCCUGACUUACCCCGGCAGAAGCGGGAGGUGCAGCUUCUCAAUGAUCGCUACCAUGCUGUUGCAGACCAGCUAGAUCAGCGAGAGAAGACCCUCAGAGGUAUCAGCCUCGCCUACCAACAGUUCCAAAACUCUAAUGAGAACCUGAUGUUCUGGAUGAACAACCUACCUAAGUACCAAGUCAAGACCACAGAUGGGCCAAGCCAGAUCAGUUACAAGCUGCAGGCACAGAAGAGGCUGGUGGAGGAGAUCCAAGGAAAGGAGCCCGAGAAGAAUGCAGUGGUCAGACUAUCACAGAACGUGCAGUCAACCCUAAAUGACUAUGAACUCCAAGCAGGCAAAUACAGUUCCUCUCUGGACCCUUCCCUGACAGACUUUGCUGCCAAGAGGCUGCGUGUAACCCCCUUACAGGAAAGCAUCCAGGCCCAGGAAAAUGAUGUAACUAAGCUCUACAUGGAGCUGGCAGCAGAAAACCAACAGCAGCUCAACCAGCUAGAGUUUGCCAAGAAGAUUGUUGAGAAGAAGGAAAUACAUGAGGAUGUUCAAGCUGUACAUGAGAAAACGCAGCAAUCUGAAAACCAAGCCAUGUCAACCAGGGAACUUGAGGAGCUGAUAUCACAGUUAGAGGCGGAAAGGAGGAAAGUGGCCAAGAUUGAAGCAGAUCUGGAGGAACACAGAAGUAAGCUGCUGCUGUUGAAAACUCAGAAGCCCAUUGAAAGAGUGGAAGAAAAGGAAGUGGUAGAAUAUUAUAGAGACCCACAGGUGGAGAGCAACCUGUCUGAGAUGACACAGCAGAUUGCAGAGGAAGGCAAAAAGAGGAAGAGCCUUCAAGAAGACAUUGAAGUGAUGAACCAGAAGCUUGCCCAGAUGGGGAAGGAGAAGGCAGCUGUCCCUGCUCAGCUCCUUACCAAAGAGAUUACGAAAAUUGAAAGGGAUCCGAGCCUGGAUAGCGAAGCAGCCAGUCUGCGGCAGGAGAUCAAGCGUCUCCAGGAGGAGGGCCUGGCUGCAGCUUCUGAACUUGAGCAGCAUAAGAGAGAGCUACACAUUCUGGAGCAAAAGCAACCUAACAUCAGAGAGAAAGUGGUGGUGAAGGAGCUGAUCAAACUCGAGAAAAACCCAGAAACACUGAAGUCCAUUAGGAACCUGCAGCUACAGAUUGAUGAGGAAGCCUUCAAGAGGAAGUCUGCAGAGGAGUCAAUAGUCAGGGUGAAGAACAAGAUUGAGGAGGUGGAAAAACUAAUUGAAACAGUAGAACCCAAAAUUAUUGUGAAGGAGGUGAAGCAGGUGGAGCAGGACCCAGAGUUAUUGAGAGAGUCUUCCAAGCUUAAAACUCUGAUUGAAGAAGAGAGGAGCAAGAACUUGAUGCUUAUAGGUGAGCUGGGAGAGCUGCAAAGCCAGUACAGUGUUGCAGAGAAGCAAAAACCGAGGGUGGAGGUUAAAGAGAGGGUCAAUGAGAUCUUCCUGGUGGAUCCAGAAACAGAACGGGAAAUUGCACACCUGAAAAGGGAGCUACAAGAAAUUACUCUUAAAAGGACAAAGAUUGACAGCGAAGUGGAGGAGGCCUUAGCAGAGCUCAAUGUCCUCAGGUCACAGAAACCUGUGGUAGAGUUUAAGGAAGUUACAGAGGAGGUGGUGAAACAUGAGAAGAGUCCAGAAAUUCUUAGAGAAAUCGACAAGCUGAAACAACAACUCAAUGAACUAGUGAACACCAAUGGCAGGACCCAAGAGCAGCUCAUUAGGCUGCAGGGUGAAAGAGAUGAAUGGAAGAGGGAGAGAUCCAAGGUGGAAACCAAGUUGGUCAACAAGGAAGUCAUCCGAUAUGAGAAUGAUCCACUCUUGGAAAAGGAAGCUGACCGCCUCCGCCAAGAGGUACGUAACAUGUCUCAAAAGAGGAGAGCUGCAGAGGAUGCAAUCUAUGACUUGCAGAAUAAAUACAUGCUAUUGGAGAGGCGAAAGCCAGAGGAAAAGAUAGUUGUCCAGGAGGUGAUUCUGACUCAAAAGGAUCCAAAGCUCCGAGAUGAGCACAACAGGCUGAGUCGGAAUCUGGACGAAGAGGUGAGCAACAGGCGCCGUCUGGAACGUGACGUGCAGCAGCUUCGUGCGCUGGUGGAAGAGCAAGAGAAGUUGCUCAAUUUUCAGGAGGAUCGAAGCAAGAGGCUUGCACUGGAGAAAGAUAUGAGACAAAUAACUUUGAGAAUAAAGGAGCUGGAGGAGAGCCCAGCCCCAGUGCAAGAAAAGAUCAUCAUGGAAGAAGUGGUCAAGCUGGAGAAGGAUCCAGUCCUUGAACAGUCUGCCAGCAACCUGCGCUUGGAGCUGGACCGUGAGAAGAUGAAGGUCCUGAACUUGCAGAGAGAAUGCAAGAACCUGCAGAUGCAAGUUGAUGUCCUGCAGAAGAAAAAAUCUCAGGAGAAGACCAUCUACAAGGAGGUGAUUCGAGUGGAAAAGGACAGAGCACUGGAGAGUGAACGUGCACGCAUCUGGGAACUACUGAACAGGGAGAGAGGGGCCAAGCAAAAGGCAGAAGAGGAGAUACGACGGCUCAGAGAGAAAAUUGAGAGAGCUGAAGGCAUGAAAAGGACAUGGGCUCGUGAGGAGACAGAGCUGCAGAAAGCCAGGAACCUGGCCAUCCAGGAGAGAGCCAACAUGGAGAGUGAACUGCGGGAGCUGGAGAGGCAGAAGCAGCAGAAAGUCCUCUUCCUUCAAGAGGAGUCCAAACUGCUCAACCAACGAACUGAGAAUGACAGGCAGAAGAAGAAACAGCUGGAACAUGAGUUUUCCCUGUUAGAGGCAGAUAUCCUGAGGGAGAAGGACCAGAUCUAUGACAAAGAGCGGUUCAUUCGGGAUCUCCAGUCCAAGGUCAACCGGGAAGAAAUUAAUCAUGAGACCCAGAUGAGAGAGACAAACCUCUCCACUAAGAUCUCUAUACUAGACCCUGAGACAGGGAAGGAUAUGUCCCCUUAUGAGGCCUACAAGAAAGGUAUAAUAGACAGGGGCCAGUACAUCCAGCUGCAAGAGCUGGAGUGUGACUGGGAGGAAGUCACCACCCUGGGCCCAAAUGGGGAAGCCUCAGUUCUCCUUGACAAGAAAAGCGGGAAGCAGUACUCCAUCGACGAUGCGCUAAGGCUGAGAAGGAUCACAAAGGAGGAGUACCAGCUGUACCGGGAUGGCAAGAUUCCCAUCUCUGAAUUUGCCUUGCUGGUGGCUGGAGAAUCUAAGCCUCCCUCAUCCCUCUCUAUUGGCUCCAUCAUCUCCAAAUCCCCGCUCCCAUCACCCACCACCCACCAAACCCAAAACUUCUUCCCCUCUGCUUCUCAGAAGGGCUUCUGUGAUGACACAUCUCCCAUUGCUGGGGUGUACGACACCACGACAGACACCAAGUACAACAUCAAGACUGCUGUUGCUAAGAAGCUAAUUGAUCCCAUGACAGCUCAGAAGCUCCUGGAAGCCCAGGCUGCCACAGGAGGCAUCAUAGACCUCAUCUCUCGUGACCGGUUCUCAGUCCACAAGGCAAUUGAAAGGGGGCUGAUUGACAGGACCUACAUGCAGAGACUGCUCAAUGCCCAGAAAGCUUUCACAGGAAUUGAGGACCCGGUGACCAGGAGGAGGCUGUCCGUGGGAGAAGCAGUUCAGAAGGGAUGGAUGACUAAGGAUAGCGCUUUCCCCUAUUUGGAGGUCCAGCAUCUGACCGGAGGGCUCAUAGAUCCCAAAAAAACAGGUCGUAUCCCUGUGCUAGAAGCUGCCCAGACAGGGAUGAUAACAGGUGACCUUGCCAAUAGGCUCCAGGAUGAGUCCAACUAUGAAAAAGAUCUCAUUAACCCCAUCACUAAGGAGAAGAUAAAUUACAAGGAAGCCAUGGCUCUUUGCCGGAAAGAUUCACUGAGCAGCCUCCUGCUGCUCCCAGCCGCGUCGGAAGGGUACCAGCUUUACCACCAGGCAAGCCGUUCCCCCAAGCUCUCGCGGUUCAGGCAAUGAAUGGAU